GGCAGCGGCGAGGGAGGAGAAAGAAGGCUAGGAGGCGUCUCCCGCGCUCGCCAGGGCCGUGCCACCUGCCCGCUAGCUCGCCGCACUAACGCUGCCCACAAGCCAACAUGCUGCAGAGACUGGGCGGCUCCGCGCUGCCGCUGCUCCUGCCGUCGCUGCUGCUGCUGCUGCUGCUGGGCGCCGGCGGCUGCGGCCCCGGGGUACGAGCCGAGGUGCUGUUCCGCUGCCCUCCCUGCACGCCUGAGCGACUGGCCGCCUGCGGACCCCCACCCGACGGGCCCUGCGCCGAGCUGGUGCGCGAGCCGGGCUGCGGCUGCUGCUCCGUGUGCGCACGGCUGGAGGGCGAAGCGUGCGGCGUCUACACCCCGCGCUGCGCCCAGACACUACGCUGCUACCCGAACCCGGGCUCCGAGCUGCCCCUGCACACGCUGGUCAUCGGCGCGGGUACCUGUGAAAAGAGUCGCGUGGGCGCCACCCCACAGCAGGUUGCAGACAAUGGUGAAGACCACUCUGAGGGAAGCCUGGUGGAGAACCAUGUGGACGGGACCAUGAACAUGUUGGGAGGAGGAAGCAGCGCUGGCCGGAAGCCUCUCAAGUCAGGCAUGAAGGAGCUGGCCAUGUUCCGGGAGAAGGUCAAUGAACAGCACCGGCAGAUGGGCAAAGGUGGCAAACACCUUACCCUGGAGGAGCCCAAGAAGCUGCGGCCACCCCCCUCCAGGACCCCUUGCCAGCAGGAAUUGGACCAGGUCCUGGAGCGUAUCUCUACCAUGCGCCUUCCGGACGAUCGGGGUCCUCUGGAGCACCUCUACUCCUUGCAUAUCCCCAACUGUGACAAGCAUGGCCUAUAUAACCUUAAGCAGUGCAAGAUGUCUCUGAAUGGACAACGCGGGGAAUGCUGGUGUGUGAACCCCAAUACCGGGAAGCUGAUCCAGGGAGCCCCCACCAUCCGGGGGGACCCCCAGUGCCAUCUCUUCUACAACGAGCAGCAGGAGACUGGUGGGGCUCCUGCCCAGAGGGUGCAGUAAAUCGCAGCCAAUCGGUGCCUGCCUCCCUCACCCAAACACCAGCAGAAAUGGAGCAUGCCUGGGUGAUGGGUCUGGAGGGUUUCCCAGUCUUGACACAUGUAUUUAUAUUUGGAAAGAGACCAACACUGAGCUCAGAAGCCCCCUCCCCCCCUCCAGCUGCAGAUAACCUGUACCUCCCUUCUUCCUGCUUCUAUUAGGGAGGAAAAGGGUGGCACAGGGGGCGCUGGGUACAGGCUUGGGAAUGGGGAAAGAAAUUUUUAUUUUUGAACCCCUGUGUCUCUUUUACUUAAGAUUAAAGGAAGGAAAAAUAAA
This is a messenger RNA of Meriones unguiculatus (Mongolian gerbil), 1337 nucleotides long. RefSeq names its product insulin like growth factor binding protein 2 (gene Igfbp2). The transcript has 4 exons. Gene Ontology annotation, cellular component: extracellular region. Bases 108 to 1025 code for a protein of 305 amino acids. Lineage: Eukaryota; Metazoa; Chordata; Mammalia; Rodentia; Muridae. Gene Ontology annotation, molecular function: insulin-like growth factor II binding; insulin-like growth factor I binding. The record is from RefSeq and is a predicted model, not a curated record. Gene Ontology annotation, biological process: regulation of insulin-like growth factor receptor signaling pathway.